This is a messenger RNA of Gracilinanus agilis (Agile Gracile Mouse Opossum), 1296 nucleotides long. Its product is annotated as zinc finger protein OZF-like. Lineage: Eukaryota; Metazoa; Chordata; Mammalia; Didelphimorphia; Didelphidae. The record is from RefSeq and is a predicted model, not a curated record. The transcript is spliced from 7 exons. Gene Ontology annotation, molecular function: DNA-binding transcription repressor activity, RNA polymerase II-specific. Gene Ontology annotation, biological process: negative regulation of transcription by RNA polymerase II. Bases 1 to 1296 code for a protein of 431 amino acids.
AUGGCUUUCUCCAGCAGAGACCAUGCAGCCUUUCCCCAAGACAGCAGCCUGGAGAAGAAGGAAGGAGGGAUUUGUGGGAACCUGGCUGCCAGGUUUCAGGAAUCUGUGACAUUCAAGGAUGUGGCUGUGGAGUUCACCUUGGAGGAGUGGAGACACCUGGAUCCUGCCCAGAGGGCCCUGUACAGGAAUGUGAUGUGGGAGAACUAUGAGAACCUGGUCUCCAUAGGGAUUCCUGUUUCCAAGCCAGAUUUGCUCCUCCUGUUGAAGAGAGAAGAUGUAUUGAAUCUAGAGGGAGAAGUUUGUACAGGCACUUGUCCAGAUUCCAUUAUUAAAAAGACCAGGAUUGAAACCAAGGAUUCAAAUCUGAAGCAAGUCAUCUGUUUGGAAGCCGUAUCUCAUCAAAAUCUGGGGGAAAACAUGAUAACUCACACUAGAGAGAAACCAUUUCAAUGUAAUGAAUGUAAAAAAUUCUUUAGCUGGAAGGGACUUCUUAUUUACCAUCAGAGAACUCACACUGGUGAGAAACCAUUUGCAUGUAAGGAAUGUGGGAAAGCCUUUAGCAGGAAAGAAAAUUUUGUUAUCCAUCAAAGAACUCAUACUGGAGAAAAACCAUUUGAAUGUAAUGAAUGUGGGAAAACUUUCACUAUAAAGCAAAGCCUUAUAAAACAUCAGAGAAUGCUCACUGGGGAGAAGCCAUUUGAAUGUAAUGAAUGUGGGAAAGCCUUUAGCCAGAAGAAAAGUCGUCUUAUACAUCAGAGAACUCAUCCUGGAAAGAAACUAUUUGAAUGUAAUGAGUGUGGCAAAACUUUUAAUUAUAAGAGAAGACUUAAUAUCCAUCAGAGAAUUCAUACUGGAGAAAAACCAUUUGAAUGUAAUCAGUGUAGAAAAGCCUUUAGCCAGCAGGAAAAUCUUACUGCCCAUCAGAGAACUCAUACUGGAGAGAAACCAUUUCUCUGCAAUGAAUGUGGUAAAGUCUUUAGCCAGAAGGGAAAUCUUGUUUAUCAUCAGAGAAUUCAUACUGGAGAGAAACCAUUUAAUUGUAAGGAAUGUGGGAGCUUUAGCCAUAACGCAAAUCUUAUUACCCACCAGAGAACUCACACUAGAGAGAAACCAUUUGAAUGUAAUGAAUGUGGGAAAGCCUUCAGCCAGAAGGAAAAUCUUAUUAUUCAUCAGAGAAUCCAUACUGGAGAGAAACCAUUUGAAUGUAAUGAAUGUGGGAAAACUUUCAGUAUAAGGCAAAACCUUAUCAGACAUCAGAGACCUCACACUAGAGAGAAACAGUUUAAAUGUAAUUGA